AUGGACACGAUCAUGGCCUGUCUCAGUCCUUGUUUUAAGACUCAAGAGCCCCCGGCCGAGACCUCUUCCUUUGACACCAAGCAUUCUAAUAAAGUCCGAGCAAGACUCGGCAAGCCACUCAAGCCGAUCAAUACACCAAUCGAGAUGGUAGCAUCACCCGCUGCUGCUUUUGACCGAUUCUCGCCCAUGUCGCCGAGGCCAAAAGCGGCUCCAUCAGUGCCGCCUGCCACGACACCGCUCACGGCCACUGAGCUUGGUGAACUAUUCGAUAAGGUAGACGAGACUCUGUCUGGGCCAAAUAUACAUUACGCGAUAUGUGGACUUGCUGCCAUGAUAGCCCAUGGCUUGACCGGACGCGGAGCGAAUACAGUAUCCAUACUAGUCCCAGAAGACUCCAAAGACGUAAUACGGCCGUGGGUCUUAGCCGGCGGCAACAUGGUCACAAAGAAGGAUUCCACACCACACGGCUUCGAAGUUCUGAUGAGCAACGGUACUACUAGGGGGAUCAAAAUUAGGUGGAUAGAAGGGGCGGCAUUCGAGAAACUGGGCAUAAUUCGGUCCCAUAUGGGAUCGCGCUCAGCCAGGAUGCUCACCUUGGCCAGCUGUCUCGAGCAGGUGGCCAGCGCCUUUCUCAAGGAGUGCAGGGGCGGCAAGCCACCGACGCCGAGCAAGCACGUGGACACCAUUGUCCAGGACAUUCGUGGUGCUCUGGAGAGCGCCACCGUCCACAAGACGUCAUUGGACCCGGCAUAUCUCGAGCUAUUUCUGAGCCAUCAAUUCUGGUCGCCAUACCACGCGUACAUGGGCGACGAGCGGAUUUCCGAAAUCAUGUUGCUCUGCACCAGGGCCCGGCUCCCCGUCGCCGAGGCCCUCGCCGAGGCUAGGCGCCACAGCGAGGUCCGACAGCACGACGCGCUGCUGAGCCAGUACGGCGUGCAGCCCAUGCUCGGCGUCGUGGAACAGCAGCCGGGCGCUUUUCACAAUAUGCGGACUCUGGGCCGCGAUACCGUGCCCAGCACGUACACCCUCAAGUCCAAGGAGUCUCGGGGCAGUAGUGAUUUGCUCCCGUCGCCGACGGGACGGUCGCUCACGGCCAAGCCGCGGCCGAUGCCGAGCCCGCUGGGUCGGGGGCCUUUGUCGGCUCGGGAGAGCGGGCCGUCGCAUUCGCGGAGCUCUAGCUCGGUCCGCGUGCCUCAGGAUAAAUCAAAGAUGAGGGAGAGUCUGGAUCUUGUUGACGCUCGGAGUGGAAGACCGGAUGGAUGGAUGUAG
Messenger RNA from Pestalotiopsis fici W106-1, 1269 nucleotides. RefSeq lists its product as uncharacterized. The transcript has a single exon. The coding region runs from base 1 to 1269 and encodes 422 amino acids. The record is from RefSeq and is a predicted model, not a curated record. Lineage: Eukaryota; Fungi; Ascomycota; Sordariomycetes; Amphisphaeriales; Sporocadaceae.